This is a messenger RNA of Diuraphis noxia (Russian wheat aphid), 902 nucleotides long. RefSeq names its product geminin-like. The record is from RefSeq and is a predicted model, not a curated record. Gene Ontology annotation, biological process: regulation of DNA replication. NCBI's taxonomy places the organism in Eukaryota, Metazoa, Arthropoda, Insecta, Hemiptera, Aphididae.
AUUAAGUUUUUGAUAAACAAUUUGUUUCGUUCGGCGGCGACGUCRUGUCGGCCCAUUAGGCGCAGUGAAAACUGGAAAAUAUGAGUGUUUUUACUUCUAUACUUAUCUAACUUUAUCUACUUUAAUAUUAUAGACGCCACCAAGUUUGUUCGUUUUGUAAACCGGUUCACUUCUAUAAAGUUACUAAAAUUAAAAACAUUGAAAACUGUUUCAAACGAGGAAACUGGUAAUAACGAAGUGUACUUCGGCCGUCGUUGAAAGAAUGAAAUAGUGUCAAAGAAAGAAAUGAGGAAGUUUUUGCAAAAUUUGCAACCAUCAAGCRCCGGAAAGGAAAGCUUGGUGGGUGCUGGUAGGACAACACGUGACAUGAUACUCGACGGAAAAUCUUCAAAACCUGAACAGACAGCCAACGAGACGGAAGUAAACGUUAAUGAAACAUCUUCUGUUGUUUCGUCGCUAUACAUAAAAUUGUUAACUGAAGAUCUCACUUCUGAAGCUGGCCCAAGUGAAAAAUAUUGGGAAGUGAUCUCUGAACGUCGAAGAAAAGCUCUAUUAGAAGCAUUGGAUGAACAUCAACGAUUACAUGCAACAGCUAUUGCUUUAGAAGAAGAGAAUUUGUCUUUAGAGGUAUUAGUCAAUAACACAACUCAUCUUGUCAACACUCUUAAGAAUAUGAUAAAUGAGGAUUCUUCUGAUGACGAUCAUGAACUAUCUAAUAGACAAGAAGACAGUAAUUUGAGUACCCCCGACAGUAAUUCAAGUGUAAAACAUAUACAUAAAAAAAUGAAGACGUCACCAGAUGAUAUUUCAGAUAUCGACUAAGAGAGUUAAAUUAUAUAUAUAUUUCUAUGUUUAAUAUUUAAUUUACUAACAUAACAAUAUUAUUUUACAAAAAAACCACA